AUGAUUCUCGGGACCGACGCACCUUCGCCCCUUACUUUCAACCAUCAUCACUGCAAGGCGAUUAUGAGCCCUGCGACUGCCUCUACGUCGACCACGUCGAUACUCUACGACCUUGACGCUCUCGACGCCGCGGACGCUCGCGCGUGGCAUUCCUCCAGGCUUGCACGCGUAGCGGUGCCCGCCAGUGAUGCCCUACAGAGGUACUGGGAGAUAGCACGCGAUCCACAGCGUUCAGGGGAGCUGUACGGCGACGCGGGGAUCCGGGGGAAGUUCCCCGCUAACGACGGGGAGAUACAAAACAACUUAGCGGACACUUUAGAGACCUAUCAAGCCUUCUCCCCUUGUCCGGUGGACGUCUUCGACUCGGUGAAGGCUGUACUCAUUCGCAGAGAAUACGAAGCUGCAUGGAGGGACUUGGAGAGCUCAUUCGUCGCCGGUCGGAAGAUCUUCGAUCCUGCGGAGGUUGCGACGCGUCAUGCAGGACAUCCGAUCCCCGCGGCGGUCGCGCCAUACAGAAGGGCGUACACCGUGACGGGAUGCUCGGGAAUAGGCAAGACGCUGUUCCUCGCUCUCGCCCUUCUCCGCUGUCUGGAGCGUCACUGGACCGUGGUUCUCCAGGUGGAUCCUGCCUUCCUGCACGUCUUCAACUCGUGCGGUGUCUUCAAAUUACGCCGCUCGGACGUAGAAAGAGCCGAGCUGCGCUACGCACUCCCUAAUGCGACGUGGUGUCUUGUGGAUUCGAACGAAGCUCUUGAAAGUGUUCCGCAACAUAUAAUCGAUCUCGUCCUGUUCAUCGUUCAAGCAGCAUCUCCGGAGGCGCGGCGGACCGCCUGGCAGACGAAAACUACAAUGAUCACAAAUUACUAUGUUAUGCGCCCUAUGAGCGUUGAGGAGGCGCAGCUGGCGUGCGCAUCGUUUACCCUCGUGUCGCACGGAGUCCCGAGACUGAUCUUCCUCAGGUUUUCUGUGCAAUGCGGCGCUGGCGAACAUAUGGCGGCGCCCGACGCCAGGAAAUCCUCGGAGAUAAUCCGCGAAUAUUUCGAUAAAUAUGGACCCGAUACGCCGCUGGCUUUUCAGGCGGCGAUGCGAAGAGGGAGCUGGGAGGACGGCCCAGCGGCGCGAUUAGACGGCGCUAUAGCAGAACGCAACACUGCGAAGGUCGUCGGCGCACUCGCCGGUAUUGCUUUCCGCGAACGCAACGGUACUGCUUUCCGCGAACUCAACAGUGCUGCUUCCCGCAAACCCGACGGUGCUGCAAAGCUCCAGAAGAUCUUUUACCGGGCUAGGCUUUUGCGAGUGGACGACGAUGCCGCGUACGCGCUCCUCGUUGUGCACCCCGGCGAGACCCGCAGGUGCGCGCAGGUCGACUUCGCUUCUGCGCAUGUUCGUGGGCGGUGUUUGGAGGCUUUUCCGGGGCUCGACGUCUGACUUGGGUAGAGGAUGUGCGCGACGGAGAGGGUGCGCGCUUGACCAGAGAGGAUACGCGCUUGACGAGAGAGGCUGCGCGCUUGACGAGAGAGGAUGCGCGCUUGACGAGAGGAUGCGCGCUCGGUGCAUCGACCCAGGCGAGGGACUGCGUCUUACUGGAGAAUCUGCCACCCUCAAUGUAGUGGUCGGGACAAUGUGACCACGCCACCGUUUUCUGGCUCCGC
Schizophyllum commune H4-8 is the source of this 1652-nucleotide messenger RNA. RefSeq lists its product as uncharacterized. Bases 1 to 1428 code for a protein of 475 amino acids. NCBI's taxonomy places the organism in Eukaryota, Fungi, Basidiomycota, Agaricomycetes, Agaricales, Schizophyllaceae. The record is from RefSeq and is a predicted model, not a curated record. The transcript is spliced from 3 exons.